AUACAUUACUGGAAAGUCAAGCAAGAAAUGCUGCAUGUUAAAGACUUAAAACAGGAUUAUACGUACAGAACAUAAUAUAUUUAAAGCAGGAACUAGUUAAUAUUUUACGAAAGGGAAUAUUCUUUGAUUGUAAACGAUGAGUUGAUAACGCAACUUUGCAGUAUUUUCAUCAUUUCCGACCGAUAGAAUGUUUACUGAUACAACUUUGAAACAAGCAAUAUCGUAUGGAAAGUUAACACAAACUCGGAAAGUAAAAAAUACUUCCUCAUUCUGUCUUUCAGAAGACUCGUUUCAAAAAACAAUACUGAACUUUUUGAACCAGCAGCAAAUGUGUGACAAUUAUCAUAAUUCCUUGAUAUGUGUCAAACUGCCAAAAUAAAUGUAUAUGAGCUGUCGACCGUAAAUGGCAAGGAUAUCUAGAUUACUUGAUAUUUUGGGAUUUAAUCAAAAACAUUAACACCAAUGGUGUCGACAAUGACAAACAUUGGGAUGAAAGAUACAAUCAACGAGUUUGUCAACACGACUUCUAUACAUGGGAUACCACACACAAAUGAUAGGAGGCCGAUAUGGUUAAAGGUCACCUGGGCUUUGCUGACUCUUGGAGGGUUCUCUGUAGCUCUUUGGCAAAUUAUUAUGGUUGGCCUAGCCUAUAAAAAAUACCCUGUCAACGUCCUGCUCGACAUUAAACACUCCAAACAAAUCUCAUUUCCCGCAGUAACGAUAUGUAACUCGAAUCAAUUGAGGAAGAGCCACGUGUAUGCGUCUUCGAGUCCUGCUGCGCAGAAUCUUAAAGCUGCUAUCUUGGAGCAUCAGCAACAUUAUUAUAACAGAUCUGUGGAACAUAACAUAAUGAACUCUACCUGUUUUGCAGGUUCCCCUACUUAUGACGAGAUAACGUCUUGUCUCUGGGCUCGUCUCGAGUCGGACAAAACUGGGAUAUCUCCGGCAACCAGUGUUGAAGUGAAUGAUAGACUGAACGACGCCUUGAAAGCAAUGCAUAUCUCAGAGAAAGAACCAAUGGGACACACACUUGAGGGAAUGCUACUAGAUUGUUCAUUCGAAAAAGCAUUCUGCUCACCAAGAGAUUUUAAACGGUUUUACGAUGUGUUUGAAUAUGGGAAUUGUUAUACAUUCAACGGAAUCGACGACGAUGCCACCGAUUCUAUUCGCAAUACGACAAAACCAGGGAAAGAACAUGGAUUGCACCUGGAACUGUUUCUUGAAGAUGAUGAAUACAUACCGGAAUUAACCCCAUCACUCGGGAUCCGCGUAGUGAUACAUGACCAACAUGAUGUGCCCUUUCCAACUGAAAACGGAUUCUUCGUCUCACCAGGAUUUGACACGAGUGUUGCUUUGAAAAAGAUUGAAUAUGAGCGACUCGGGGAACCUUGGUAUGGCUGCAUAGCUCCAUGUUCUGAAGAAUUCAAUGUGUAUCAGGACAUAGCAAACUGUUCGUACAGUAUAUCGGUGUGUAUUCAUACGUGGCUUCAGAAACACGUCAUGGAGAUAUGCCAAUGUACAAGUCCUUAUAUUCCAACUGCUGGUCUACCAGGAGAGAACACAUUAGCAUCAUGUGACAUUCACAAUGAGACUCAGGAGGACUGUUUGGAAGAAACAGAAUACAAAUUUAACAUAGGGGUACUGAAAUCGAACUGCUCUCCAUCGUGCAAAGAAACAAAGUUUGAUUCUAGAAUAUCGACGUCAGUAUGGCCAACUUCCGGUUACGAGGAUAUUUUAGAAGAAAAAUACGCUAGUCAUGUCACCCCAAAAGUCAUAAAUAUUCUGGAAAACAAAACAUCAUCUCUUAGAAAUCAUAUUUUAAAAGUUGACAUAUUCUAUCAAGAAUUAAACAAUGAGCGAAUUUACCAAGAAGCAGCCUAUACGUGGCUGUCCUUGAUUGGAGACCUUGGUGGACAGCUUGGACUGUGGAUUGGUAUCUCAAUUCUUAGUGUCAUAGAAAUAAUAGAGUUUCUCAUUAAUGUUUUGGUUUCCCUUAUGGGAGUGAUCAAACGAUCAAAACCUGGAAAGCUGGGCUCGGAAAAAGAGAUGCAUGAUGUUACACCGGUAGAAAAGUUCAAAAUGGAAAAGUAAAUUUAGAGAUGGUGAUUUUUCAAGUGAUUACCAACCGUCCCCAUGGCCGCAAACAUUUAUGAAUCACCAUGUCAACGCAGGGAGGAA
Molecule: messenger RNA, 2178 nt
Organism: Owenia fusiformis
Lineage: Eukaryota; Metazoa; Annelida; Polychaeta; Sabellida; Oweniidae
Source: the annotation of a GenBank genome assembly